AUGCAUAAGCCACCUGUGGCCCCUAAACCAAAGCUGCCUUACUACGAAAGUCCACGGCAAUCUCCUUUCAUCCCCAGAAAAGGUGACCUCUCGCAACCAUCUCCUGGCACGCAGAGGAAGGUUAAACCGGCGCUAGCCCCCAAACCCUGCCCCUCUAAAUUCAACGCUCCCGUGGAAGAGAGGCAACCUGUCUGGACGAGCCCACGUCAGACAUCUGCGUCGGAUACCCCCCAGACUGUAGGUCGUCUUGCUUCCCAAAAUGGACUGCAGCACGAGAGCAAAAGGCCUGACUGGGAUUACGUUGUUCCUAUUUGUCUGUGCAGCAGUGACAACUGCACGUGCGUCAAUUCUCAAUGCACCCGCAAACAUAGCAGAGAGAAAAUAAACAAUGAAUACUUCAGAACAACGAAUGCCUCUCCCACCCAUACUCACUAUCAGUCUGUUCAAGACGCACAUGCUAUUUACCAAAAUGUCACUGUAAAUACUAAUAUUUCCCGUCCUAAGGUGGCUUUUCGGCCGACUUCUCCUCACAGAACGCGGGGUGAUGAGGCAAAUGAUGAAAUUCUUGACGCUGUACCUGGACAAGUACCAGAGGAAGAUGCUCUCAGUGUGCCACGACCCAAACUAAUCCCAGCUCCCCCUAGGAAGUCCAGUCCUAUCCCUAUACCACAGAAACCCAGGCAAGCUGUUCAGAACCAUAAGGAAAAGGUGGAGAAGGGGAAGGAAGAGUCUGUAAGCCAAGAUGGCAGAGAAAUAAACACCAAAAACGUGGCGGUGUCACCAGACAGGAAGGGCACAUCAUCACUGUCUGUCAGUGCACCUGAAAGUGAAAAGAAACUGCCAGCUUUUCUGUCAGUGAAAACUUGUCCCCCUCCAGCUGCUCCUCCCAAGAAAAAACCUUUUCUGUCUGAGCUCCAAAAAGUACUGAGCUCGGCUCCUCAGGCAAUUCCAAAGGACGUGAAAGGGGAACAUCUCGAUUGGGGCCGUGGCACUUAUGAGAUGGAUUUCUCCGCUGAAAAGGAUAAAAAGAUUCAGAGGAAAGCAAAGGGUGAUGAGGAGGAAGCUUGUGGCAUUUUGCAUAGCCAGCCGGCCCUCAGCCAGCCUGUUGCCACAGCGGAGAAAGCUGGGAUGGGUAAAGUACCUCCAAAGAAGCCCCAGAGAAAGAAGAUGCUGAAUCAGAAUAAGGGAUCCGCUGAGGAGAGAGCAGCAAGGGAGUUUGAAGGACACGGGAAAAAGGAGGAGCUGCCUCUGCCUUCCACUGACAAAUCAAGCGGUAAUCAUCCAGCAGCUGAAGUUAAUAGGCAUUCUCGCUCCAGUGUGAACAAAGCCAAGUCCUUCUCCGGCGCUGACAUCAUUCGCUCUAAAAAAGUACAGAAGACAAUUUCUUUCCGGAAACAGCCCUUGAAAUUAUCAACGAGUAGGUUACCCAGGCAGACGGAAAAAGAAGACCAGUUCCCAGACUACACUCCCAAUGAUAAUGAACUAAGUGUUGACAACGACGAAGACCUAUGGCAGAACUAUCCCGAACGUAAAUUCUCCGCUCCAUUUACUGAGUUCGAGCAAAAUGUGGACGGAGAAAAUGAAGGAGAAGUUGUCCCAUUUGAGGACAGCCCUGUGUAUGAGGAGAUAUUAGACUACGCCAAUGUGGAAAAUUCAGGGCCAUAUCCUCAGGACCCCUACUCACAGCCUAAACCAUGGCAGAGCUCAGUUUACACUGACCCACAGGGCUUAUACUUACACCCUGACCCCUCAGAGAGCUCGGUGUAUGAUAAUGAGGGCAUUUAUGAGGAGCAGGAUCCAUAUAUGUCCCUGGAGAAAGACCACCAACAGACACCAGCACUCUGUGACAGAAGCUCCUUUGAAAAAGACGUUGUUCUCGAGGUGCCGUUUGAUGAAGACUUCAUCCAGACCACCUCAGAAGAUGAAGGCGAGAAUGACAGCAGCUCUGACUCAAGUAAAGGUGACCCUGAGCAGCCAGAGGAGAAAACGACGGCGAGUGAAAAGAAGAAAAACAAGAUAUUCAACAUUGCACAAGAAAUUAUGACCUCUGAGAGCGUGUUUGUUGACGUCCUGAAGCUGCUUCAUGUUGACUUUCGUGAAGCAGUGUCUAAAGCCUCUCGCCAGAGUGGGAAGCCUGUGAUUGAGGACCGUCUUCUAAACCAGAUACUGUACUCCCUCCCACAACUCUACGAACUCAACCAAAACCUCCUCUCUGAACUGAGACAAAGAAUAGCUAAAUGGAACGAGAAUCCCCAGGUAGCAGACAUUUUCCUGAAACAGGGGCCCUAUCUGAAGAUGUACUCGACAUACAUUCGUGAGUUUGACAGGAAUGUGGUUCUUCUGGAUGAGCAGACUAAGAAGAAUCCAGCAUUUGGCGCAGUAGUACGGGAAUUUGAGGCUAGUCCACGCUGCGCCAGCUUGGCUCUGAAGCAUUACCUGUUAAAACCUGUACAGAGGAUUCCUCAGUAUCAGCUGCUACUCACAGAUUAUCUAAAAAACCUGCCUGAAGAUGCAGACGACUACAAAGACACAGAAGCUGCCCUUGCUAUAGUGAAAGAGGUGGCCAGUCAUGCAAAUGACUUCAUGAAACAAGGGGAUAUCUUCCAGAGUUUGAUCCGUGUCCAGUGCCGUCUAAUUGGCAACCAUGAGAUUGUCCAGCCUGGCCGGGUAUACCUUAAAGAGGGGAUUUUGAUGAAGCUGUCCAGGAAAGUCAUGCAGCCCAGAAUGUUCUUCCUGUUUAACGACAUGUUGCUGUACACCAAACCCGUUCAGUCAGGCCAAUACAUGUUCAAAAACACGCUGCCCCUCAGAGGAAUGAAGGUUAGCAAACCGAGUCAAGAGGCCUAUCAGAACGAGCUGAACAUCGUGAGUGUAGAGCGCUCUUUCAUUCUCUCCGCGAGCUCGGCCAAGGAACAGGACGAAUGGCUUGAAGCGAUUUCCACAGCGAUCAGUGAACACACCAAGAAGACGAGCAGCUUUACCCCUGGCAAGCCUCAAGAUGUGCUGGAUGGCACUGAUGUUGGCGAUGGUGCUCCUUUGGGAUCCAAAGCCCCCAUAUGGAUCCCUGACAAGCGGGCCUCCAUGUGUAUGGUCUGCACCUCCAAGUUCACCCAAACGUGGAGGAGACAUCACUGCCGUGCGUGCGGAAAGAUUGUGUGCCAAUCUUGCUCCUCCAAUGAAUUCCCUCUCGAAUAUAAAAAGAACAAGUUUACUCGAGUGUGUGACCAGUGUUUCCAAGUUCUUUUGGAGCAGAAAGGCGAACAGACCCAUCAACUUGGAAAAAGAACUGCGUUUACUUUCCACAAAAAGCAGAAGUUGAUACCCGCAACCCUCAAAGAGGUGACGGCCAACACAGACGACUCCUCUAUGAGUGGGUACCUGCAGGCGUCCAAGGUGGCUAAAAAGCACGGGAAGAGGUUAUGGUUCGUCAUUAAAGGCAAGGUCCUGUACAAAUACGCAGCAAGUGAGGACGUGGCAGCUUUGGAGAGUCUGCCCCUGCUGGGAUUUGUUGUAAAAGCUGAUUCCUCACAGACGUCGCAGUUCAAACUCUACCACAAAAACAAAGUUUACUACAUUUUUAAAGCUGACAGCCCAGAGACUGCCCAAAAAUGGAUCAAGUCUUUUAAAGAGGCUGCUGUGCUUUAAUAUCUGUUGUGUGAAGCUGCUGGCUGUGCUUGCCUUGGCUGAAAAUGUUUUACCUCAGUGCUCCCAGAAAUCUGUAAAAAGCAUCUGGAGUCACCAGUUUUGUUUUUAUUGAUUUUAUUGUAAUUACUGUAACUCGUUUUUACAUCGUUUUUAAAGCUCUCUUGUGGAGAUGGGAUUUACCCAUUUUUAUUUUUGCACAGUCACAUGAAUCUUUUCCACAUGCAUUUAAAAAGUUUAGGCUUCAAUGUCAGAAAUCCAUUUUUAGACUUUAAUUUUGGGUUAUGCUUUUAAUGCAAUUGUCUAAUGUCAUGCUUGGAUUGCCAUAGUACAGAUUUUAUGAAAAAGAGAAUUAUCCAUUAAUUACUAUGGGCACGGCUGCUGUCAUAACAUGUGAACACACGCCUAUCCAGCAGAUUCCUAAAUAAAUUAUGUAGGUAUUUCUUGUGGUUUGGGAAUGCUUUUUUUUUU
Molecule: messenger RNA, 4113 nt
Organism: Pelmatolapia mariae (spotted tilapia)
Lineage: Eukaryota; Metazoa; Chordata; Actinopteri; Cichliformes; Cichlidae
Product: FYVE, RhoGEF and PH domain-containing protein 6-like
Exons: 19
Coding region: 1-3645 (1214 amino acids)
Cellular component (GO): cytoplasm
Molecular function (GO): metal ion binding; guanyl-nucleotide exchange factor activity
Source: RefSeq, a predicted model, not a curated record